Galeopterus variegatus (Sunda flying lemur) is the source of this 3286-nucleotide messenger RNA. RefSeq names its product zinc finger protein 420-like. The record is from RefSeq and is a predicted model, not a curated record. Gene Ontology annotation, molecular function: DNA-binding transcription activator activity, RNA polymerase II-specific; RNA polymerase II cis-regulatory region sequence-specific DNA binding. Gene Ontology annotation, cellular component: nucleus. NCBI's taxonomy places the organism in Eukaryota, Metazoa, Chordata, Mammalia, Dermoptera, Cynocephalidae. Gene Ontology annotation, biological process: regulation of transcription by RNA polymerase II.
CGUGUGUGACCGGGGUUUGCCUGUGAAUUUCAGGUGUAUGACGGUGUUGCUGUGGCAUGGAGUUUGUGACUGCGUGUUUCCGUGGACUGGUACUUGGUUGUUUAAUUGUGUGUGUCCCAUGUGUGUGACUGUGGGAUUGUGUGUGCCGUUUUCAUGACUGUGAAAAGAGCGAAAGUGCCGCUGUGAAUCACAGGGUGUUUUCGGCUGUAUGUGUCCCUGGCCAGGUGUUUGGUUGUGGUUGUGUGUAUGCCUGUGUAUGAGUGGAUUUUGUUUAAGACUAGGUGGUCUAACAGUGUAGCAUAACUUGGUGAUUGUGCCUCUGGCUGUGUGAUUGUGAAAUGUGAUUGUGUGUCACUUCGUAAAAUCAUUUUUUAUUUUAUUCUGUGUGAUCUUAUGGGAGUUUAGUGGGGUAUGGAGUUAAAAAUUAAUUUUGGUAUUUCUGGGGUUCAUUCUUGGGCGGAGUCUUUGGAUCAUGAAUCCCUUGUGGCUUUGUGCUCCUCUGAGAAUUUAAGGACUUGACUUCUUUCUGUUUUGACCACAGUGGCUACCCGUCCCACUUGGCCGGUGUUGCUUCAUUUCUGUUCAUCCUCAGUUCACCUUGGAAUUGUAGGUUUGCUGUGGCUUUCUAGUGCCCUGUUACCUAUGGCCUUCAGGUGACUGGAUGCAAAGAAGGGGCAAGAAAGAAGUCAGACAUUUGAGCCCCUGGUUGAAGUUAAGGUUUUAGUUCCAAGCCAUAAACCUGGUCUUGAGAUGAGAAUUUUAGGACUUACAGCAGAUACAACACAGGCCACUUGAAAUAUACUGGGGCUCCUGGAGUGGGAAUAAUUCCAGAAGGAGUAGUAUUGGAGCCCCCCACACACUUCAGAACCUGUAGCACGCUACUGUAGGGCUCAGUGUCCAGCAGACAGUUUUGAAUCUAGAAAUAAAUUCUAGUCCAAGAUAGCAGUGACCUUCGCUCUUCCUUCUGAUACAGAAGGUAUAGGACUGUUCUAGUCUCCUUCUGACUUUCCUUUAUUUAAAUGAGGACUAGAUUAUGAGGGUAGAGGAACGGUAUGUUCUAAUUUAGAAUAUACUCCAAGAAAGGCCCAGCGUCUCAUUCAAUUUUUUUUUCUGAGAGUGGAGACCCAAGGAGGGAAGAAUGGCUGUUGCACAUUCAAAAGCAAAGUCCAAGAGAUCAGUGAUGUUCAGGGAUGUGGCCAUUGACUUCUCUUGGGAAAAGUGGGAAUGCCUGGAUCAAAGGGAUUUGUAUAGAGAUGUGAUAUUGGAGAACUAUAGCAACUUGGUGUCAUUAGGUGUGCAAUUGGAGAAGCAACAAGGUAAUCAAAAGGAAUAUUUUCGACAAGGGAUGAUCACAUACGAAAAAAUGUCUGUUUUCAACCAGCAUGCUUACUUGUCCCAACAUCCAAGAUGUCAGUCUACUGAGAAACCCUAUAAAUGUAGGGAAUGUGGGAAAGCCUUUAGACGAGCCUCACAUCUAACUCAGCAUCAGAGUAUUCAUACUGGUGAAAAACCCUAUGAAUGUAAGCAGUGUGGGAAGGCAUUUAGUCGUGAUUCACAACUCAGUCUUCAUCAGAGACUUCAUACUGGCGAGAAACCCUAUGCAUGCAAAGAAUGUGGGAAGGCCUUUACUCAGAGCUCACAACUUAUUUUACAUCAUAGGAUUCAUACUGGUGAAAAACCAUAUAAAUGUGAAGAAUGUGGGAAAGCCUUUAUUCGUAGCUCACAACUCACCCGACAUCAAAAAGUUCAUACUGGUGAGAAACCAUAUGAAUGUAAAGAAUGUGGGAAAGCCUUUACUCAAAACUCACAACUUACUCUGCACCAGAGACUUCAUACUGGUGAGAAGCUCUAUGAAUGUAAAGAAUGUAGAAAGGUCUUUACUCAGCUCUCACAACUUAUUCUGCAUAAGAGAAUUCAUACUGGUGAGAAACCCUAUGAAUGUAAGGAAUGUGGGAAAGCUUUUAUAUGUGGCUCACAGCUUUCUCAACAUCAGAAAAUUCAUAAUGGGGAAAAACCAUAUGAGUGUAAGGAAUGUGGGAAGGCCUUUAUUCGGGGCUCACUACUUAUGCAACAUCAGAGGAUUCAUACUGGUGAAAAGCCCUAUAAAUGUGAAGAAUGUGGGAAGGCCUUUAUCCGUGGUUCACAACUUACUCAACACCAGCGAAUUCAUACCAAUGAAAAGCCCUAUGAAUGUAAGGAAUGUGGAAAGAACUUUAGCCAUGGCUCACAACUUACUCAGCAUCAGAGAAUUCAUACUGGUGAGAAACCCUACCAAUGCAAGGAAUGUGGAAAGGCCUUUAAUCGUGGCUCACUCCUUACUCGACAUCAGAGGAUUCACACUGGUGAAAAACCCUAUGAAUGUAAAGAAUGUGGAAAAACCUUUAGUCGUGGUUCGGAACUUACUCAACAUGAGAGAAUUCACACUGGUGAGAAACCAUAUGAAUGUAAAGAAUGUGGGAAGUCUUUUAUUCGUGGCUCACAGCUUACUCAACAUCAGAGAAUUCAUACUGGUGAGAAACCUUAUGAAUGUAAAGAAUGUAGAAUGGCCUUUACUCAGAGUUCACAUCUUUCUCAACAUCAGAGACUUCAUACUGGUGAGAAGCCCUAUGUAUGUAAUGAAUGUGGAAAGGCCUUUGCUCGUGGCUUACUACUGAUACAACAUCAGAGAAUUCAUACUGGUGAGAAACCAUAUCAGUGUAAGGAAUGUGGGAAGGCAUUCAUUCGUGGUUCACAACUUACUCAACAUCAGCGAAUUCACACUGGAGAAAAGCCCUAUGAAUGCAGGGAAUGUGGAAAGGCCUUUAGUCAUGGCUCUCAACUUACUCUCCAUCAGAGAAUCCAUACUGGUGAAAAGCCCUAUGAAUGCAAGGAAUGUAGAAAGGCCUUCACUCAGAGCUCACAUCUUUCUCGACAUCAGAGAGUUCAUACUGGUGAGAAACCAUAUCAAUGUAAGGAAUGUGGGAAGACCUUUACUCGUGGUUCGCAACUAACUCAACAUCAGAGAAUUCAUGUCAGUGAGGAAUCUUUUGAGUAUAAGGAAUGUGGGAUAGAAUUUAGUCAUGACUCACAAGUUUAUAUGUGAAUUAUCUGGUUCUUUAUGAUUAAUAUAGAGAGCUUUUUCUGGUCAUUCAUUAUCAGCAAAGAAUUACAAAUGUGAAUGUGGGAGCACAUUUACCAUGUAAAGCUCAGCAUCAGAGAAUCUAUAUUGGUGAAAUAAAGUGUUCAUGUAAUCUAUGUAGAAAAAACUUUCAUUAUUGAAAACCUAUUAAACUGUAGCAAAUUAAAA